Messenger RNA from Contarinia nasturtii (swede midge), 614 nucleotides. Its product is annotated as ATP-dependent RNA helicase glh-2-like. Gene Ontology annotation, molecular function: nucleic acid binding; zinc ion binding. The transcript has 3 exons. Lineage: Eukaryota; Metazoa; Arthropoda; Insecta; Diptera; Cecidomyiidae. The coding region runs from base 38 to 496 and encodes 152 amino acids. The record is from RefSeq and is a predicted model, not a curated record.
AAUUUUGUACAGUGCUCGUACAUUGGCCGAACUGAAAAUGUUGAUGGAACGUUAUGAAAAAUUACGCCGUGCCUCAGUGCAACCAAGAUCAAGUGCCAUGCCAGCUGCAACAAUGAAACAGAAGCCAUACGUGCCAGAUGCCAGUGCAAAUACACGUGCCAUUGCAAGUGCCAGCGGUAGUACAACGAAAAGUGUUGGUGAAAUUGAUUUGUCGGGAAUUCGUUGCUACAAUUGUUUCAAUUAUGGGCAUUACCAGAGCAAGUGCACGGCUCCAAAGCGGCCACCAAAUUCGUGUUUCAUAUGCCAUGAGGUCGGUCAUACACGUCAUGAAUGCCCGAAAAAGAAGAAGCCAGAAGCCAGUGAACCAAAUGCGGUCGCAACGGUUGGAAAUCCGCCACCAGAAACAAAUUACCAAGACAAUUGGGACAUCGCAGAGGAUGAGAACGAAGUACGCCGUUUAGCAACGCAGUUGUCAUCGAUGCAAAUGCCCCGUUAGUUUCGUGAGACGUUCGAUGGUACCAUUUGCGAUGAAUAAAUUAAAAUGUACACCGUAUCGUGGGAUGGGCAAUAAAAAACUAAAUAAUGAAGCCGUGGUACCUUUACUUGUGGGCCGU